UUAGUUGACCCCACAGUGCCACUGAUGUUUGGAUCAGAGGGAAGCUUGUAGCCAGCCAGUCGAAGCUGAAAUUUAGAGCUGGAAAUUGUGCUGAUUCGCUACUUGAGUGUCCUCUGUUGCCAUCCAUCGAUGUCAAGAUGACUAAGUUGGGAUUUUUGCGGCUGUCCUAUGAGAAGCAGGACACACUUCUGAAGCUUCUCAUUCUGUCAAUGGCUGCUGUGUUAUCAUUCUCCACUCGUCUCUUUGCUGUCCUGAGAUUUGAAAGUGUCAUCCAUGAGUUUGAUCCGUACUUUAAUUAUCGGACUACCAGGUUCCUUGCUGAGGAGGGAUUUUAUAAAUUCCAUAACUGGUUUGAUGACCGGGCCUGGUACCCACUGGGCCGAAUCAUUGGAGGAACAAUUUACCCAGGCUUAAUGAUCACCUCUGCUGCAAUCUACCAUGUACUCCAUUUUUUCCACAUCACCAUCGACAUUCGGAAUGUCUGUGUGUUCCUGGCCCCUCUCUUCUCUUCCUUCACCACCAUCGUCACGUACCACCUUACCAAAGAGCUCAAGGAUGCAGGGGCUGGACUUCUUGCUGCUGCCAUGAUUGCUGUAGUUCCUGGAUAUAUCUCCCGAUCUGUGGCUGGCUCCUAUGAUAAUGAAGGAAUUGCCAUCUUUUGCAUGCUACUCACCUACUACAUGUGGAUCAAAGCAGUCAAGACUGGUUCCAUCUACUGGGCAGCCAAAUGUGCCCUUGCUUAUUUCUACAUGGUCUCUUCAUGGGGAGGUUAUGUAUUCUUGAUCAACUUGAUCCCUCUCCAUGUACUGGUGCUGAUGCUCACAGGACGUUUCUCCCACCGGAUCUAUGUGGCCUACUGUACUGUUUACUGCCUGGGCACCAUUCUUUCAAUGCAGAUCUCCUUUGUGGGUUUUCAGCCCGUCCUUUCAUCAGAGCACAUGGCAGCCUUUGGGGUUUUUGGUCUCUGCCAGAUCCAUGCCUUUGUGGAUUAUCUGCGCAGCAAGUUGAACCCACAGCAGUUUGAAGUUCUUUUCCGAAGUGUCAUCUCUCUGGUGGGCUUUGUUCUUCUCACCGUCGGAGCUCUCCUCAUGCUGACAGGAAAAAUAUCUCCCUGGACGGGGCGUUUCUACUCACUGCUGGAUCCUUCUUAUGCUAAGAACAACAUCCCCAUCAUUGCUUCUGUGUCUGAGCAUCAGCCUACGACCUGGUCUUCAUACUAUUUUGAUCUACAGCUUCUUGUCUUCAUGUUUCCAGUCGGUCUCUAUUACUGCUUUAGCAACCUGUCUGAUGCCCGGAUUUUCAUCAUCAUGUAUGGUGUGACCAGCAUGUACUUUUCGGCUGUAAUGGUUCGUCUGAUGCUAGUGUUGGCACCUGUUAUGUGCAUUCUUUCUGGCAUUGGAGUCUCCCAAGUGCUGUCCACUUAUAUGAAGAAUCUGGACAUAAGUCGUCCAGACAAGAAGAGCAGGAAGCAGCAGGAUUCUACCUACCCUAUUAAGAAUGAAGUGGCAAGUGGGAUGAUAUUGGUCAUGGCUUUCUUUCUCAUCACCUACACCUUUCAUUCGACCUGGGUGACCAGCGAGGCCUACUCUUCUCCCUCCAUCGUGCUGUCUGCUCGUGGUGGGGAUGGCAGUAGGAUCAUUUUUGAUGACUUUCGAGAAGCCUACUAUUGGCUUCGUCACAAUACUCCAGAGGAUGCGAAGGUCAUGUCAUGGUGGGAUUAUGGCUACCAGAUUACAGCUAUGGCGAAUCGGACGAUUUUAGUGGACAAUAACACAUGGAAUAAUACCCAUAUUUCUCGAGUAGGGCAGGCAAUGGCAUCCACAGAAGAAAAAGCCUAUGAGAUCAUGAGAGAGCUUGAUGUUAGCUAUGUGCUGGUCAUUUUUGGAGGUCUUACUGGAUAUUCCUCUGAUGACAUCAACAAGUUUCUGUGGAUGGUCCGGAUUGGAGGGAGUACAGAUACUGGCAGACAUAUCAAGGAGCAUGAUUAUUAUACUCCAACUGGGGAAUUCCGUGUGGACCGGGAGGGUUCUCCAGUGCUGCUCAACUGCCUUAUGUAUAAGAUGUGUUACUACCGCUUUGGACAGGUCUACACAGAAGCCAAGCGUCCUCCAGGCUUCGACCGUGUGCGGAAUGCUGAGAUAGGGAAUAAAGACUUUGAGCUUGAUGUCCUGGAGGAAGCAUAUACCACAGAGCAUUGGCUAGUCAGGAUAUACAAGGUAAAGGACCUGGAUAAUCGAGGCUUGUCAAGGACAUAAACAUAUUACAUCCAGCUCUGAUAACCUUCUCACUGAGCGCGUCACAUUUAGGACGCUGAAGGCAUUUUUAAAAUAUGCAGUUAAUAAGAACAGCGCGAUGGGAUUAGAAUUGUCCGGAAGUUUUGCCCUGGGCAGUAUGGGCUGGGCCAAAUGCAAUGAUUUUUAUAAUUCUGAGCAGGUUACCAAAUGAAAUGUCAUGGCUUUACUUUGGUCAAUUAAAGGGAGGGAAUUUUUUUUUUUUUAAUGUGCCUUAUUUGUUUUUACUUUUGACUGAUUUGAGGAAGGCAAAAGUUUAUGCUGGGCUGAUAGGACAGAAAGCAGACCUCAUCCAUGUUUUAGCUCCCUAAAUCAGCUAUGUAGGGGCAUACUGUCUUUCUCUAUCAAGUCAGGAAAAUUAUCUAGGGCUGGGUCAGUUCCUACAUAUACAAACAAUUUUGUCAUUUCAAAAAUUGCAGCACCGAGCAUAAUGCCUUGCACAUAGUGGGUGCUCAAUAAACUUCUAUUGAAUGAAUAAAUGUGGGACUAGAGGAGUGCCAUUUCUGGGUAGGAAAGGCAGCUGUGUUGCCAUCAUGUCUCUGUUCUCAACAUAUCUCGUCUUUGGGAGCUCUGACUUUAUGAGGGAGAGAAGGUGGCUAGCCAGACCUCUUCUCAGUGUUCUUUGGGACUAGCUAGGUGGUUUGUUUUCUUUCUUUUCUUUAGCAGGACUAAAUCAAGUGAGAAUAAAUCGGUUUUGAAGACUCAAGGCAAACAGUGAAAUUUUUGUUCUCAUUCUCAGUGGAGUAAGAGACUCCUCCGACAUUAUGUGUACAACUUGAUGGUCAGUGGGUACUUUUGAAUCAGCUGAAAUAUAAUCACACAUUAUCUAUUUAAAAUCCAGCUCUUAGUACUCUCACUUAUCCAUGGUAUAGCAAGUGUCUCUUUGCUCAUUUCCUUUAGUUUAUGCACUAAAACUCUUGUGGUUAUUUAAAGGUGAGCUGCUUUAUCCCUUAGUCUCUGCCUAUGUGUUGUUAUUACAUACCACUAACAAUCUCAAUGAUCUGGUUUUGAAGUCCUUGCCAAAUAAGUUAAAAGUUAGGAGGAGGAAUUGCUAUUAGUAGUACCUAGUAGUACGUAGAGAGAAGUGCUAGUCUGUUAACUCAAAGCACAAUAGUCCCAUGGAUAUUUAAUGUCAGGAUAAACAGCCUUAUGUUCAGUACAGUAGGACAUUGUAUGUAUUUUACAACAUAAUACAUAUAACAGCAAUGUGUAUAAACCAUACGUCAUUAAAAAACAAACACGGUAACUGUUUAGUGUUACCUGUUGAGGAAACAGGAGCAAUUACAUGGCUUUUUAGAAAAGUCAGAAUGGUGCUCCUAGAGGGUAUGCUCAGGUAUCCUUAUAUACCCAGGAAACUUAACCUUCCAAACCAGUUUAUAUACCAAGUGCUUCAACUGUUGUGAGAUUUAGUUUUGAUGCAAUAUUUGAUUUACUAUAUGUAAAUACAUUACUUGAUUUAUAUACAGAAUUCCUCCCUAGUGAAAGAGGUUCUGAGGUUUGUUUAUAUUUUUAAAUUUUUUACCAAUAUGAAUAAUACCAUUUAGAGAUCAUUAAUGGUCUUCCUCUGUAGUAUAUAUGGGAUAACCUUUUAACUUAUCACUGUAGUUGUUGCUUUAUUUUAAUUUUGUUACUUUCUAGGCUGCAUGAAGCUAUCUUUUUGAAAAAUUUACUUUUCAUUUUCAUUGUUAUGGUACACUUAGUGUAAAAAAACUUAAUUCUAAAAAGUAACAACAGUGUUUUCCACUCCCCAGAGGCAACCACUUUCAACUCUGCUGAUUCUCACAUAACUUACCACUGUCUCAUUAAAUAACUUGCUUUAUUUUGCUUUGUGUUGGUUUUUCAAUUUUAAUUAUCAUCAGCUGACUUUCUAGUGUAGAAAUUGAGGAUUUUGCUCUUUUUCACCAGCUUGCUAUUCCCAUAGACCAUUUUAAGAUUCUAUUAUAGUUAUGAUUUAGGUUAGCUCAGUAGUUUUUACCUUAUGGCUUUUCAUAGCUAGGUCCUGUGGUGUAUGUACUGUUACUACUUUUUCCCCCCUGCAUAACUAUUUUGGGGAAAGUUUUUUUCCCAUUUGUUUUUUUGUGCUUGUCACUAAUUUCUCCCCAAAUUCUCAUUCAUUUGUGCCAACUUCCUUUUAAUAUGUUCAGACUCAUUAGGUAUGUCUUAGAGAUGUCUUCUGUAUUGGUAUGUUCCAGUUUGGUUUACUCUUUAGGUUACACACCUCUUUGGGUUGGUGUAUCCUUUCACUGUCAUGUUAUAUUAAUCCCCUGACUUGUUUCUUGAUUUGUCACCUCCACCUAACUUCCUAAGAAAGUUUUUGGGAGAUAAAUUUCUUGAGAUCUUGCAUAUUUCAUGUCACACUCAAUUAAUAGGUUGGCUAGGUAUAGAAUUCCAGGUUGUGAACAACUUUUCCUUAGAUUUUGAAGGCAUUGGCCCAUUGUUUUCUUCUUUAAAUGUUGAGAAAUCCAAUGCUUUUCUGAUUCGUGAUUUUUAACUUUUUUGCAUGUGUCCAUUUUCCCUCUCACUUCCACCCCCAGACUCUUUAGGAUCUUUCCUUUGUAUGUCAAUGUUUUGAAAUUUUCCAAUGAUGUAUUUUGGAAUGGGUCAUCCAUUGUGCUGGGUACUUUAAACUUCUAAGUAUGGAAAGUCAAGUUCUUCAGUUCUGGGAAAUUUCCUUAUUUUUGGAUUUCUCCCAAUUCUUUUUUCAUUCUGAAAAAUAAGCUGUUUGAAUAUUGGACUUCUCCCAAUAUUCAUACAGUUUUCCAUCUUUAUGCUUCUUUCUGGAAGAUUUCCUAAAAAAUUUUGUUACUUGUCUAUGUAGUUUCCCUGUUUUCUGCUAUCACAUUUUUUAAUGUCCAAGAGGUGUGGUUUGUUUUGUUUGAAUAUUCCUUUGUUUUGACAUCUUUCAUAUUAAAAGCCUUUUCAAAUU
Molecule: messenger RNA, 5217 nt
Organism: Miniopterus natalensis
Lineage: Eukaryota; Metazoa; Chordata; Mammalia; Chiroptera; Miniopteridae
Gene: STT3A
Product: STT3 oligosaccharyltransferase complex catalytic subunit A
Biological process (GO): post-translational protein modification
Cellular component (GO): membrane
Molecular function (GO): dolichyl-diphosphooligosaccharide-protein glycotransferase activity
Source: RefSeq, a predicted model, not a curated record